CAUAGCUUAUAACAUAAACUUUCCAAAAAAAAACACAGAAACAAAUGGCAGCUAGCUUUUACAUUCUCUCGGUUCUUCUGUUUUUCACAUUAUACGACGUUGUUGUUUCGCAAACUUGUGUGUAUUCAAUAGCUAUAAAGACGGGAGACAAAAGACAUGCAGGAACAGACUCCACCAUAGGCCUUCAGCUCUGGAACGGGCGCGAUUCUCCGAUGAACUUUCCGAACAUUAAGGACUACGGCAUUGCGAGGCCAGGCCAUGACUACUUUGAGCAGGGUAAUCUGGACCGUUUCGUUUACUCCGGACGCUGCUUUAGUUCCCCAGUGUGUUUCAUCAAAUUAACAAGUGAUAAUGGAGGUAACAAGCCCGGCUGGUACGCUGGCCAUGUGGAACUCAUCACAACUGGUGGAUCGUCAGGUUACCAAAGUAAAUUCUUCUCUGUGAACCAGUGGCUUGCGACUAGUGAACCUCCGUAUCAGCUGUCUGUUAGCAGGGAUUUAUGUCAACUAAGAGAGAAAAAUGUGGUGAUCGAGUCGGUUGUUGAUGGUGUUACUAUGUAAGGUUUGUUUGAAUAGUUGUGAUGGGUGGUGUGGAGUGUUUUGUUAUCAAUAAUGUAAUCUGAAUCUGAUGCUUACAAGUUUUCAGAUCGGAUUGCUUCUGCUUCUUGUAUCUUCAUGUUAAUUAGUAGUUUUUCAUGUCUUACGGCUUAGGUCGAGCAUGUUAAGCUGCCCGUUUGUGUUCUUUUACUACGUAGUAAAUAAGUAUUGUAUAA
This is a messenger RNA of Mercurialis annua (annual mercury), 772 nucleotides long. RefSeq names its product PLAT domain-containing protein 2-like. The transcript is spliced from 2 exons. Gene Ontology annotation, molecular function: protein binding. Lineage: Eukaryota; Viridiplantae; Streptophyta; Magnoliopsida; Malpighiales; Euphorbiaceae. The coding region runs from base 45 to 560 and encodes 171 amino acids. The record is from RefSeq and is a predicted model, not a curated record.